GAGAUCAGCUGUGAUUAUCUGGCAGCAGCACUGAAGUCCAACCCCUCCCAUCUGAGAGAGCUGGACCUGAGCGUCAACAACAAGCUGCAGGAUUCAGGAGUGAAGCAUCUGUGUGGUUUCCUGGAGAGUCCAGGAUGUGGACUUGAAACUCUGAGAUUGAGCGACUGUGGUUUGUCAGAGAUCAGCUGUGAUUAUCUGGCAGCAGCACUGAAGUCCAACCCCUCCCAUCUGAGACAGCUGGACCUGAGUGAGAACUACAAGCUGCAGGAUUCAGGAGUGAAGCAUCUGUGUGGUUUCCUGGAGAGUCCAGGAUGUGGACUUGAAACUCUGAGAUUGUGGGACUGUGGUUUGUCAGAGAUCAGCUGUGAUUAUCUGGCAGCAGCACUGAAGUCCAACCCCUCCCAUCUGAGAGAGCUGGACCUGAGCGACAACAACCUGCAGGAUUCAGGAGUGAAGCAUCUGUGUGGUUUCCUGGAGAGUCCAGGAUGUGGACUUGAAACUCUGAGAUUGUGGGACUGUGGUUUGUCAGAGAUCAGCUGUGAUUAUCUGGCAGCAGCACUGAAGUCCAACCCCUCCCAUCUGAGAGAGCUGGACCUGAGCGACAACAACCUGCUGGAUUCAGGAGUGAAGCAUCUGUGUGGUUUCCUGGAGAGUCCAGGAUGUGGACUUGAA
This is a messenger RNA of Oreochromis niloticus (Nile tilapia), 672 nucleotides long. RefSeq names its product ribonuclease inhibitor-like. The annotation marks the transcript as partial. Lineage: Eukaryota; Metazoa; Chordata; Actinopteri; Cichliformes; Cichlidae. The transcript is spliced from 4 exons. The record is from RefSeq and is a predicted model, not a curated record. Gene Ontology annotation, molecular function: protein binding.